AUGCACUCCCGUUCUUCCAGUCAGCACCCCAAGCGAUCACUCUCCCUGACCUCGUCCAAUUCGACUUCGACCCGAGACAGCCAGCCGCUCUACGAGAAGCCCAAGUCCAACUUCUUGUCCUCCAAACGGUUCCAUCCGCGCUCCAAGUCUCCUACACCGGUCAACAUCCCUGAUACCUCGUCUCGCCAAUCCAUGGCCUCCCAGCCUCGAGAUAUCCCUCGGAGUGCACCCAAAAUGUCAUAUUUUGACGACGACCACCACUCGACGAGCCCCGUUCAAAUGUCCCCCGACAACUCUUCACCUCGUUCACCUAAAGAGGACUUUGGCACAAAGUGUGCCCCCACUUCGACCCGCAAGACCAGCGAUGACUACCGUCGCUACAGUGGCACGGUGAACCACUGCGGCCGGCAUUCAAACGAUUGGCUCUUCGGUGGCUUCAGUGUCCGAGACACCGUCCGAGAUAGCUUCGAGAAGCUGCGCCAUCAUGAUGAAAAAGAGAGCUGA
Molecule: messenger RNA, 504 nt
Organism: Penicillium lagena
Lineage: Eukaryota; Fungi; Ascomycota; Eurotiomycetes; Eurotiales; Aspergillaceae
Exons: 1
Coding region: 1-504 (167 amino acids)
Source: RefSeq, a predicted model, not a curated record